AUGAGACGUCUCGACGUCAUCAACAGAGGAUUCUCAGGAUACAACACCAACAACGCCUUGGGAGUCCUCCCAGAGCUCUUUGCACCACCGUCGGCAACGACGCCCAAGAUAGACUAUCUCUUAAUCCUCUUGGGCGCCAACGAUGCCUGCCUCCCAAUCCCCACAAACAGCCAGCAAGUGCCCCUGGAACAGUACAAGCAGAACCUCAGAGACAUCAUCACCCACGCCGCCAUACGUGCCCACUCCCCCAAGAUCCUCCUGGUGAACCCGCCCCCUCUCGACGAGAUACGCAUGCUAGAGCGCGACCUCGAAAAGGGCCACGGGCAGGCGUCCCGGAGCGCCGCCGUCAGCAAGACAUACUCGGACGCGGCGCUCAGCGUGGCAGCCGAGUUUCCGGGUGUCGUGCCGGUUGACCUCCACAAAGCCGUCAUGCGGCGAGCCGUGUCAAUGACACCCGGCUUUACCCCGAGCGGUCCUCCCCUCGGGCACCCCGAGGGUCAGCGGGGCGCACUGGAGGUGUUGAUUCCAGACGGGUUGCAUUUGGGAGGCGAAGGGUACAGGGUUCUUUUUGAGUUGGUAAAGCCUCACAUCGGACCAUUUGAGGAGUCAAGAGAGGAUUACCGGCUGCCUGAUUGGAAAAUUUUGAACCCCGGUAGUCUGGGUUGA
Molecule: messenger RNA, 666 nt
Organism: Colletotrichum orchidophilum
Lineage: Eukaryota; Fungi; Ascomycota; Sordariomycetes; Glomerellales; Glomerellaceae
Product: GDSL-like Lipase/Acylhydrolase
Exons: 2
Coding region: 1-666 (221 amino acids)
Source: RefSeq, a predicted model, not a curated record